AUGCAAAAACUGACGGAGCGCAUAGACGACCUGAAGCAGAGAAUCGCUGCUUGGGGAAAGCGGAUUCGGCGAUAUACCGAGAGGACGACACGGUUUAACCAGAAUCGUCUCUUUCAGAGUGAUACGAAGAGGCUCUAUAAAUCGUUGGAGCGACCAAUGGUAAGUGGAACGGGCCCAGCACCGAAUCAGGCCGACACUGUAGCAUUCUGGCGCGGCCUGUGGUCAGAGCCCAUAAACCACAGCGAGGGCCCUUGGACGGAAGUUGUGGUGAGUCAGUGUGCGAGUAUAACGCCCAUGGACCCCGUCAUUAUAACGCCGGAUGACGUAGCUGAGGCGGUCCGUAGGGCCCCGAACUGA
Messenger RNA from Parnassius apollo (apollo), 357 nucleotides. Lineage: Eukaryota; Metazoa; Arthropoda; Insecta; Lepidoptera; Papilionidae. The record is from the annotation of a GenBank genome assembly.